CCGGAGGAGACGCCGCCUGGGCCGCACCGUUAUAUUCCCCUCACCGGCACACGGAGCGCCUCAAAGCCGCAGCUUCCUCUCACUAAGCAGCUCCAAACAAACAAACAAACAAACAAACAAACAAAAAAAAAAUCCCCUACAGAGCUGCAACAUGCCUCCACGCUGCCUGCUCGUCGUUUUUCUCUUCGGGAUUGUCUCCAAAGUGCAAAUGACAACGGAGCCUCCUACUGCUGCUGAUAGUUACAACACAACCACAAGUUCCCUUGCAACUACUGAACACAACACAAGAGAAACAACUGGAACUUCAUCGGUUUUUCAGGCGAUAACCGUGGCAGAUACAGUCACAGGGAACAGUACUGAGAUGAUCACCACAGGAAACCUGCCAGGACCCUCAACGGCUCCAAUCACUGGUGGAACCACACCAACAACAGGAGCAGAGACAAAUAGUUCACCUUCUAGUCAGACUACAAAUGGAACUGCUUCAUCUCCACCAACCUACAUGACAACCACUGGCACAUCGACGGCACCCACAACAAUCAGCAACAUGACUGCACAACCUGACACUACAGUAGCUCAGACUACAGCAAUGGUCAACAACAUGACUACAGCAACUCAGACUACAGCAAUGGCCAACAACAUGACUACACUAGCUCAAAUUACAGUGUCAAACAACGGCACAACUACAGAUGAUCUGACCACAGUGACAAACGACAAUGUAACUACAAUGGUUGCAAUUACACCGACAAGCACUGACAUGACUACAAAUGUGUCAAUUGCCCCAACAGUCAACUACACAACUGCAAGUAUGACAAAUACACCACUUGACAAUGAUACAGCAAUGACAACUACAAACAACCACACCACCGAAAAUGUGCCAACUACAACUAAUGAAGACACUACAAGCACAUUUGUCACAGUCACAAACAAUGCCACAGCCACUACAAGUGACAAUGCGACUGUAAGUCCACAAAUCACAUCUACCACUCAGAGCCCAACUAUGGCUACCUCAGGCAAUCACACAGCCACUACAUCAGUUACAGUGAUGGGAAACACCACAGCUUUAAUCACCAGCUCCCCACAUUCCAGCAACAUGACAACAACUAUAAACUCAGCUACCUCAGAGCAAGCUAGUACAACACUGGCCAGCUCUGCUGAAACUUCUGGGACUCCUGCAUCAACCGUCAUACCCUUUACUUCGACUGACACCAAAAACACAACAGACUCUUCACCUCCUACCAGCACCUUCCCAGGCAGUAGCAACACUCCUUCAACCUUCAACCCUUCACCAGCAACCUCAAUAGAGUCCAAUGUUACGAUGGGAGAAACUACUACUACCACUCCUUUACCGACAAAUUCACCCAGCAUCACCACUGAGACCCUGAACACCGACAUCCCUACCUCCACCGGUGGAACCACUGAGAUUUUCACCACUUUUCGGACAACAGAGGGUCCAACCACUCCCACUCCUGUAAUCGUGUGUCCAUCUGUCCCGUGUCCUGUUGAAAGCGUCUGCCUCAAUGGCACUUGCCAGUGUCUCUCUGGCAACUACCUACUCAAUGGACGUUGUGUUCCUGCACAAGUAUUCCCAGGCAGGCUUCACUUCCAGUCGUUAACAUUUGAAGCUCAAAUGAGAGACAGGUCCUCCAGGAUCUUUCAGGAGACAGCAGCAAACAUCUCAGCAGCGCUCAGAGACGUUCUGAAAGAUCAGCCUGGAUAUAGACGAUCAGAGGUUGUUCAGCUUGAACCUGGUAGUGUGAUAGCGAGCGUAAAUAAUAUAUUUGAAGACAGCCCUGCCACUCAAGCCUCUGUUGAUAUGCUCAUUGAAGAGGCUGUAAAAAACCCUGAAGGAUUUCUGAACAAUGCCGCAUACACAGGAACCAAUCUGUGCGAGGUGGAGCCACUACCUUGUGAUGUCUCUAGUACAAAGUGCACAAAUGCAAACGGCCAAGCUUCUUGCUCCUGUAAAGACGGUUACAUCUCCAUGAUCUACUCCAACACCAGCUGCAAAGCUUGUCCAAGUGGGCAGCAGGCAGUACAGGAUAAGUGUAUGACAUGUCCUUUUGGGUAUGCUGGCUUCAACUGCAAUGACUCAUCCCUGCUUGCAGUGGUGAUCAUCUCCUGCGUGUUAGGAGGAGUUCUCCUCAUCCUUGUUCUGGCUUUGCUGGGUUACUGCUGCUGGAAGAGGUGCUCGAGGCCCAUUCCUGACCGCAACGUCAGUCCAUACUCUGAUGAGUUAAACAAGUCAUGGUCUAUUGGCAUCACCCCAAUCCCGCGCGCCACCACGCACUGGGAACCAGCUGGUUCCAUAGAGAUGACAGAAGGGGGCAGCACCAACACGCUGGUGGACAAAAAGCUAGAGAGCAAUGGCUUUGGAUCACAGCUGAUGCAGAAAAGAUGGAAAAAGUCAGGAUCGUACGAUCUGAAUCCAGAGGACAUGAAGACCUUCAAAGGUAAAAACACGUCCCGUUACUCAUACCUGGUCGAAGGGCAUGAGAACCCCUACUUCCUUCCUGGCGAUGAGAAGAGAAACUCCACAAAGCAAUGAUGAUCAAACUCUCUGGGACAACUGGAAAACUUUCUGGGCAGGAAGAGGGCUUUUUAUAAACACUCUUCCAUCCUGAACCUGCUUGGAUAGAUGAAGAACUGUACUGAAAAAACUGCAACCAAAGGGAUUCAAGUUGAGAUGUUUUUAUUAUGCUAUUUUUUUUUAUUUUUUUUUUGUAAAUGUGUGAAUCAUGUCUGCUUUUAA
Poecilia latipinna (sailfin molly) is the source of this 2749-nucleotide messenger RNA. RefSeq names its product location of vulva defective 1. Bases 152 to 2545 code for a protein of 797 amino acids. Lineage: Eukaryota; Metazoa; Chordata; Actinopteri; Cyprinodontiformes; Poeciliidae. The record is from RefSeq and is a predicted model, not a curated record. The transcript is spliced from 14 exons.